Quercus robur (English oak) is the source of this 1503-nucleotide messenger RNA. RefSeq lists its product as uncharacterized. The transcript has 2 exons. The record is from RefSeq and is a predicted model, not a curated record. Lineage: Eukaryota; Viridiplantae; Streptophyta; Magnoliopsida; Fagales; Fagaceae. Bases 388 to 1317 code for a protein of 309 amino acids.
GAGACGGAGUACAUGCCUGUCAACACAACCUGGGCAGUGAUAAAUCAAUCGUGUAUGCAUCCGUCUUAAUUUUGUAAUGCUUUUCGUAUCCGUCCAUCUUUAUGUGUAUAUCUUGACCGUCUUUCUCUGCAGGUCGACGGCGCUCACAAGUCAGCCUUGAGGAAUUUAGUUUCCUUGAAAAGAUUUGCAGAAAAACUACGCCGGAGGAAAGGACUUGGGCUAAGUUAGUGAACCCGAGGACCAUACAUUGGUACUGCGACGGUCCUGAGCCCACCCAAGAGGCGAUUAGAUACGACGAGCGAGUUCACAGACGUAAGCCCGUCAACUUUACUUUGCCAUUUAACUGAAUUCACUUAGUUUUAAUUUCAUCCGUCAUAAUUUGCAGAGAUGGAAGACGCAAAAAGGAGAGCUUUGAUCAAAUCCCAAGCCGUCAAGAAGAGGGAAUCCGGCGAGGUGGUACCUAAGGUGUCGGCUUCAGCCCCUAAGAGGAAACCGACAUCAAAAUUCGACCGUCCAUUUAAGCAACCAAAGGUCUCUCUUGAACCUGUGGUUGGUUUAAUGGCUGAGGGUAACAAGACCGUUACCCCAGCUAAGCAGGGGACGGGUAAAGGAUUGAUGACGGCCCCAGACGGUAAGCAAGAGAGACCUCCUUCCCUUCUCCGCGACGACUCCAAGUAUGCAUUGGAGAAGCUGUCGUCCAUCAUCACGGCGGAAGACUAUGAAGAUCUUGGAAACCACUCGACGGAGGCUAUGGGGGAGACGGGCCUCUUUGCCGUUGCUCAGUCCUUGGUCAUGAUGAAGGGACUACUGGACCGGUGUCUCAACCGUGAGAGUACCUUGGAUCGGGUGCGCGCGAAGGCGGAGCAGACGGAGGAAGAGCUCGGACAACUCCAUAAAUGGAAGUCCAAGAUGGAGAAGAAGCUAGAGCUUUCUGAGAAGACAAGGAAGGAGCUGGAGGAGAAGACGGUCUCUGCGUUGACGGUCAUAGAGAAAAAGGAGGCGGAGAUCAAAGAACUCAAGGAAGAGAUCCGUCAUGUGAAAGAGGUAGCCGUCGAGGAGUACCGAAGCUCAGAGUCCUGCUUGGGCGAGCUGUCAGAUUCUUUCCUUCAAGGCUUCGAUGAUUCUCUCCGUCAGGUCAAGAAGGCCUAUCCAGAGCUGGAUUUGUCAAUGGUCAAACUUGAGGACCAAGCCCAGACUUCUGCCCUCCCCGUCGCCUCCGAAAAUACGGAGGACCUCUUUGGCGAAGACACUGCUCAAGGAGAUGGAGAGUCCGUCCCGUCGAAGGAUGUCCAAGUCGCUGAACAAAAGAAAGAUUAAUGUCUAUGUAAUUUAUUUUGAGAACAAUCCGUCCUCUUUUUUUUUUUUUUUUUUUUUUUUUUUUUUUUUUUUUUAUUUACAUUUCAGAACAAUCCGUCCUCUUUAAUUGUAUUAAACACUUGCCUUUGGGGCUUUUGGCUUAAUGUUCAUAUAUGCUUUCUAUCAUUGUUUGGUACUUUGUUUAAA